AUGGCCGAGUUCCCUUGCCCCCGCAUCAACGAAGUGCUGCCCCCCGUAGCACCUGCUGUGGUCAUAUCCACGACAGUGGCGCCCACCGUGGGGCAUGGGACAUCCGGCCUCCGAGCUGCGGCGAGGCCCUACUCGCCAAUCCGCCGGCCGAUCGCCUCCGACAGGAUGAUCGCCACAUGCAACUUCUUCCACAUCCAGCUGAGCUCCUAUCAGCCGGCCUCGUCGCCCCUCGCCCACGCUUGGAUGGUGCCGGUCGGCACGGUCAACCUCUUCGUCGGGCUCGCCAGCAUCAGCGACCCCAGCGAGGCUCGCCCCGGUCCGCUACACGACCCCUUCGCGCUAGGGCAACUCCUUACAGCCACUCGCCCCCUCUCCAGCAGCGCACACGCCGAGGGAGAGUCGGCUCUGGAGGACGACGCCGAUUCAGCGGCAGCAGUAUCGGUCGCUGGAUCCAUCACUGCAGCAUCAAUGGAAGACUCCAUCACCCCGGUCUCCCACCCGAGCAACUUCGAGGAUAAAUCCAUCCUCCCCUUCUUCGACUCCGAGUUGGAGACCGACUCCGUCGAUGCCCCGCGCUACCAAUACCCGAUCGCCAUCUUCAUGGCGGGAGGCGAUGAAGUGCCUCCAAACGAUGCCUUCUCCAUGCCCCUCCCCGCAACCACCAACGCGACCGAGAUCGAGGCGCAUCGGGCGGCCCUUGAGGAGCAGAGGAAAAAGGAGCUCGCCGAGCGGCAGAAAUUCCGCCUCGAACAAGACGAGGUGAGAGCUGUGUCUCACUACCGUCAAGAGCGCAACCAUCUGCGCAUGGAGCGCGCCCUAGCACAGGGCUUCCCCAGCGCCCGCCACAACUUCGACGAUCCGGACGGAGAGGUCCGGGUCGCCCAGGUCCAGAAUCACGGCGUCCCCGAGUCGAGUCGGGCCGCCGCCGGCAGAGUAGCGCACGGCGCGCCGCCACCACCACGACCACCACCACCACCACCCCCCCUCCGCCCGAAGCUCCCCGCGCGGAGGUCGACGCUAACGGCCUACUCCUUCACUCGUCGCCAGUCGACAACGUUGCGGCUGCACAGGCCGUUCUCGCUAGACUCCCUGAAACGGGAGUAG
This is a messenger RNA of Lolium perenne, 1104 nucleotides long. The record is from RefSeq and is a predicted model, not a curated record. NCBI's taxonomy places the organism in Eukaryota, Viridiplantae, Streptophyta, Magnoliopsida, Poales, Poaceae.